Molecule: messenger RNA, 897 nt
Organism: Rotaria socialis
Lineage: Eukaryota; Metazoa; Rotifera; Eurotatoria; Philodinida; Philodinidae
Source: the annotation of a GenBank genome assembly
AUGAUAAAGAACCCAAGCGCGGUUCGAUUCAAUCGUUUUUUCGGUCGUCUUUCAAAAAAAAAGUUGAACAACUCUGCAGCUAUGGAUAUUGAUCAACCUUCACAAACACAUCAACCAGAUGAAACAACUUCUUGCCCAUCAGACACAACUUCGAAAUCAUUAUCAUCAACUUCACCAGCGGUUUCUCUAUCGUCAUUAAUAGCUUCACGUUCACCACCAUUAUCUAUCAGAUCAAUAUCUUCACCAACGCAUUAUUCACCAUCGAUUUCUUCAGUACCACAAUUUACAUCAUCAAUGUCACCACCUCCACAAUAUGUAUCAUCAGCAUCUACAUCUCCACCACGUACAUCAUCAAUAUCUUCACCAACGGAAUGUUCGUCUACAAUUUCACCAUCAAGAUGUUCAUCAACCAUAUCUUCUCCAGAACAACGUUCAACAUCAUUAUCUUUGUCACCAUUAUCUCUAUCACCGAAAACUUCAGUAGGUAGAGCAAAUUCGUCUAUUCCAUUGGACCAUAGUCAUUCUUCAAAAGAAUUACCAGCACAACCUAAAUUAUCUUCAUACCCAACGAAUAAACAUGGUCGAUCAUUUCGUUCGAUUUGGUAUUCAAAUUUUCCAUGGUUAGAGUAUUCAAUAAAACAGGAUGCAGUUUUUUGCUAUUAUUGUCGCCAUUUUAGUGAAGGUUUUAACUUAUUGAGUCGACAACAAAGCGACGCAUUUUUAACUGGUUAUAACAACUGGAAGAACGCUAUUGCAAAGAACUAUGGUUUUUCCAGACAUGAAACAAGUGCAGCGCAUAAAUUUGCGUGUGCAAAUUAUCAACAAUUUGCUCUACGAACAAGUACUGAAACAACUAUUAUGAAUGUUAUUGAUAAAUCACGUGUUGAAUUAAUUUAA